CCGGUCACAGUUUAUGAAACUUCCAAAAUGGCUGCCAAAGUUUUGUUGCGUGUCCCAGGAAGUUUCCAUCCCAUGCUAAACAAUCUUUUAACUCGACAGGCCACUGCAGUAUCUACUCAAUAUAGAGGACUGUAUGAGCAGAAAAAUAUUCACGAAGACAAAAAAUGCUUAAGCCUUGUCCCACAUAGGAGUCAAAGUACUGAGACAGCAAUAGAGAGAAAGAAGACCUACUCACCUUUCCAGAACACCAACAGCACAGCUGAGUAUGCCUUAGCAAGAGUGGAUGAUCUUCUCAACUGGUGCAGAAAGAGUUCACUAUGGCCCCUGACCUUUGGCUUGGCCUGUUGUGCAGUUGAGAUGAUGCACAUGGCGGCACCACGCUAUGAUAUGGACAGGUUUGGUGUCGUGUUUCGAGCCAGUCCUCGACAAGCUGACGUCAUCAUUGUAGCUGGGACAUUAACAAACAAAAUGGCACCUGCUUUUAGAAAAGUUUAUGACCAAAUGCCGGAGCCACGCUGGGUAAUCUCCAUGGGAAGUUGUGCCAAUGGUGGGGGAUACUACCAUUAUUCAUAUUCAGUUGUAAGAGGAUGCGAUAGAAUUGUUCCUGUAGAUAUCUAUGUACCAGGCUGUCCACCAACGGCAGAAGCCCUGCUUUAUGGAGUGCUACAAUUACAAAAGAAAGUAAAAAGAAUGAAGAAUGUCCAGGCCUGCCUUGUCCCACAAAGGAGCAAAAGUACUGAGACUGCAAUAGAGAGAAAGAAGACCUACUCACCUUUCCAAAACACCAACAGCACAGCUGAGUAUGCCUUAGCUAGAGUGGAUGAUCUUCUCAACUGGUGCAGAAAGAGUUCACUAUGGCCCCUGACAUUUGGCUUGGCCUGUUGCGCCAUUGAGAUGAUGCACAUGGCGGCACCACGCUAUGAUAUGGACAGGUUUGGUGUCGUUUUUCGAGCCAGUCCUCGACAAGCUGAUGUCAUCAUUGUAGCUGGGACAUUAACAAACAAAAUGGCACCUGCCUUUAGAAAAGUUUAUGACCAAAUGCCAGAGCCACGCUGGGUAAUCUCCAUGGGAAGUUGCGCCAAUGGUGGGGGAUACUACCAUUAUUCAUAUUCAGUUGUAAGAGGAUGUGAUAGAAUCGUUCCUGUAGAUAUCUAUGUACCAGGCUGUCCACCAACAGCAGAAGCCCUGCUUUAUGGAGUGCUACAAUUACAAAAGAAAGUAAAAAGAAUGAAGAAUGUCCAGGCCUGGUAUAGGAAAUAAACAUCAAAUCCCUAGGAAAUCUGUACAUAGUUCGGUAGUUGUGUAUAUAUAACAGUA
Molecule: messenger RNA, 1317 nt
Organism: Owenia fusiformis
Lineage: Eukaryota; Metazoa; Annelida; Polychaeta; Sabellida; Oweniidae
Source: the annotation of a GenBank genome assembly